Messenger RNA from Polistes canadensis, 1658 nucleotides. Its product is annotated as solute carrier family 52, riboflavin transporter, member 3-A-like. Gene Ontology annotation, biological process: riboflavin transport. Gene Ontology annotation, cellular component: plasma membrane. The transcript has a single exon. Lineage: Eukaryota; Metazoa; Arthropoda; Insecta; Hymenoptera; Vespidae. The coding region runs from base 81 to 1436 and encodes 451 amino acids. Gene Ontology annotation, molecular function: riboflavin transmembrane transporter activity. The record is from RefSeq and is a predicted model, not a curated record.
GAUUUAACUUUGCAUAGGUAUUAUUCGUCGCUAAGAAAGGGUUAACUGCAAUCCAAAUUGAUACAAGAUUUCUACAGAAAAUGACAGCAUUUAACCUCAAGGGAUAUUUAAAAAAUAGACAUGGCAUUGUACUACAUUUACUGGUCGUUCUCUUUGGUAUAUCUGCUUGGAUAGGUGUUAAUGGAAUAUUUGUGCAAUUGCCAAUACUCAUUAAUUGUUCUCCUGAAGGUUCAGCUUUACCAACUUAUAUAGUAAUAGCGAUACAAAUGGCUAACGUGGGACCAAUAAUAUAUAUGUUUUUUCAACAAAUGCAAUUUAAAGUUAAUGAAUUUUUUUGUAUAUUAGGAGUACUUAUCGUAGGAAAUAUUUCUAUGGCACUUUUAGUAUUUUUUUAUAAUAAAACUGUCGUCUUAUAUAAUUCGGAGUAUAGUUUGGCUUUAUUUAUUUUAACAUUUUUUACUGCACUUGUUGGGUGUUUUAGUUCUGUAUUAUUUAUGCCUUAUCUUCGCAAUUUUGACAAAACUUAUAUGAUAUCAUAUUUCAUCGGAGAAGGAUUAAGCGGCGUGUUGCCAAGUUCAGUAGCAUUGAUACAAAAUAUCGGAGGGAAUACAGAAUAUUUCACAAAUAGUAACAUCACGUCUAUAGAAAUUGUUUCUAAUUUAAACUUUACUCCGUUAUAUUAUUUUCUAUUUAUCUUUAUAGUUUUACUCUUAUCUCUUAUUGCAUUUGUAAUAUUACAAUAUUCCUCAUUUGUUCAAGAUAUCAAAGAAAAUUCUAAGGAGAAUGAGAGUAGUCGAGAUAAAAUACAAGCUACACGUUACAAUGUUAAAAAUAAGCCUAUUUCCAUUGUCGAUAAGUUAUGUUUAGAGAAUGAACUAACGGUUGAACAUCAUGAUGAAAGAAAAGAAGCAAGGUGUCUUAAUAUACAUUAUAAAAUGUCUCUCUAUAAAAAGGCAUACUUACUUAUUUUAAUGAGUUCUCUUUGUUUCUUCGGUAAUGGAUUUUUACCUAGCAUACAAUCGUACUCUUGUUUACCGUACGGAUAUAUAACAUAUCAAUUAUCUAUUACUUUAGUGCAAUUUGCUAAUCCAAUAGCAUGUAUUAUUACAUUUUUUAUUAUACCAGCAAAUAUAAAUAUCAUUCAUUCUUUAUCCGCAAUAACAUUUAUAUUUUGUAUUUAUGUUACUUACGUAGCAUUGAUGUCACCUUUCGUACCGCUGCAAGAAUCUAAAAUUGGUAUAAUAAUUAUAUUAAUAUCGUGGACUAUUCUGAUAGGUAUUAUUUCUUAUACAAAACUCGUUAUUAUCUCAAUAUUUAGACAGAUACAAAAAGUUAAUAUUCUAUUUUAUGUUGGCAUUAUUAUGCAGGCAGGUUCUGCAAGUGGAGCAAUUAUUUCUUUUACUCUAAUCAAUUUUACAGAUUUUUUCCGGGCAUAAAGAAAGACAAAAUAAAUUAAUAUAUUUUAUUCUUAAAUUCUCUCAAAUUAUUUAUCAUUUUUACAUUUUCUUUUUCUAGAUAUUUAAAGUAAAAAGAGAAAGAUAGAGACAAUAAAAAUAUUAAAUAAAUAAAAAAUAUAUAGAAUAUAUUUUUAAUGUAUUAAGAAAGACACAAAUAUUUUAGUGACGUAUAUAUUAAUAAAAUUUAUAUAUGUCUAUAGA